Molecule: messenger RNA, 967 nt
Organism: Drosophila willistoni
Lineage: Eukaryota; Metazoa; Arthropoda; Insecta; Diptera; Drosophilidae
Exons: 4
Coding region: 156-929 (257 amino acids)
Source: RefSeq, a predicted model, not a curated record
CCCAUUGUCGUGGUCAUUGUAGUUGCCGUUGUCGUGGUUGAUUCGUCGUCGCUGUCGGGAGUGCAUUAUCGUCUGCCUGAUUAAAAUUAAAUUCAAUUGCUUUAAAAGGGCUGGCCCCAGUUGUAGCUAGAGGAAAUCAAAAAAUAGCAACAACUAUGUACACUUGCCGUCCGAUGGACAAUGAACUCUUCCGUGUGGAGACUCAACAACAAGCACAACCACAACAUCCUAGUGAUGAGGUCAAAAAGGUAAUUGACUUGUUAAUAUCCUGGAAUCUGAAGCAGCUUUGUCAGAAAUUUCAAGAGGAGGAAAUCAAUGAGGAGGCACUUAGAUGUCUGAAUGCAGCAGAGAUCCGAGAGCUUAUACCCAAAGUCGGACCACGUGCCAUAUUUCGCAGUCAAUUGGAAAAAUGGAAGACCCAAGGACCAACUAAAGUCAUAAGCAGUACAUCAUUGUUUAAUUUUUCACCUGUGAUUAAAGAAGAGUUCGAGGAUACGGAUACCGAAGCAAUUCUAAGCGAAACCGAAGCAGACGAAAUAGAAGAGGAUGAUCUAAAAGAUUUAAGUGAAACUGAAACGGAAUGGCAACACUUGAAUAUUGCGGAUAUUCUUAUGAAAUCUCCUGAAGGACAACAAGGCAAACGUUUCUAUGAGAAAAAUAACUAUCUAGAUGGUCAUAGUAGACGUUUCUGUGUCCAGGCCAUUUCGAAUGCCAUCAUUGAGCAAAAUAUACAAAUGCCGCCAGAUGGUUUUCUCAAUCUUGCCCAGCAAUUGGUUGAAAUAUUUCCCAACGAACAUCUGGACACAUAUUAUGUGCCACGUAAGGGACCAGCCAAUCCCCGGGGCAUGCUUCAUAAUGGUUAUUUCAAUACAAAACGGCGACUCAAGCAUCAAUUAGAUCAAACCAAAAAAAUGAAAUUGAAUUGUUAAAUACUCUUACUUAGAACUAAAACUGAAAAUACUCGUAA